CUCAAAUACCAUUUUCAUAUCACCUUAAGGGUGACGAACGUUUACUAUAUAUUUAUUAUUACUGUAUAUUAAAUUUACUAUAUAUUUCAAUGCUGACAUCCUUUAGAUGCAUGGUCAGUGGCCAUUUUUCUGUUCACGUUUCGCCACCUGUCGGCAGAGGCAUGAACUGUUUCAGCUUAAAUAAUAAACCCAUUUAUGAGUUUCCAACAAGACGGCAAAUAACCAGCGAUUACAAUCCAUUGAGAUGUCGUGAUUGGUCGUAGUCGUGAACCGUUCAGGUUUUAGAACGCCCGAUUGUAGUCAAAAUUUUGGCAUUUCCUUGACUUCCUCCGCAGCAGUCUACAGCAGUUCGUGAAAUGCUGUUGAUAGUGGAAUUUCAAUGAAAAUCUCGUUCGCCACGAAUUCCCACUCGAAAAGAAAUCGCCGAGAGUUCUGCACUCCGCGGAGUCGCGACAGUUCCCAGUUUUCUUUCUUUGUGUUCAAUUAUUAUUCGAAACAUAGAAUCGACACUUGAACCGGCCGUCGAAAAAGUUCUCGAUCAUGGCUAGUGUUUCGUAUCAAAUAGCGAAUCUGCUUGAAAAGAUGACAUCUAGCGACAAGGAUUUCAGGUUUAUGGCAACGAACGAUCUGAUGACAGAAUUGCAGAAAGAUAGUAUCAAAUUGGAUGAUGACUCAGAGCGCAAAGUUGUAAAGAUGCUACUGAAAUUAUUAGAAGACAAAAAUGGAGAAGUACAAAAUUUAGCUGUAAAAUGUUUGGGUCCAUUGGUUAAUAAAGUAAAAGAAUACCAAGUAGAAACGAUAGUGGAUGCUCUCUGUGGAAAUAUGGUUUCCGACAAAGAACAGCUACGUGAUAUUUCUAGCAUUGGCUUAAAAACAGUAAUAUCUGAGCUACCACUUGGAUCUACAGACCUUGCAGAAAAUGUUUGCAAAAGAAUCAUUGGCCGUUUAAGUAGUGCCAUUGAAAAGCAAGAAGAUGUGUCUGUGCAGCUUGAAGCUCUUGACAUUGUAGCUGACUUAUUAUCGCGCUUUGGCGCUUUAUUGGUUACUUUUCAUCCAAUGAUUCUAGCUGCACUGCUGCCACAGCUCGCUUCUCCACGUCAAGCAGUACGCAAACGUACAAUCGUGGCUUUGAGCCACCUUUUGAUAUCUAGCAACAACUAUUUGUAUAACAAGCUGCUAGAUCACUUACGCGAAGGCCUUGCAACACAAAAGGUGAAGAAUGUAAUUCGUACUUAUAUACAAUGCAUCGCAUCAAUCUGUCGCCAAGCAGGCCACAGGUUCGGUGAACAAGUCGAAAGAGUUAUGCCACUGAUUGUACAGUACAGUAACGAAGAUGACGAUGAAUUAAGGGAAUACUGUCUUCAGGCCUUUGAGGCUUUCGUGUAUCGAUGUCCUAAAGAGAUUACUCCUCAUAUAAAUAAAAUUAUAGAAAUCUGUUUGCUUUAUAUUACAUACGAUCCGAACUACAAUUAUGACGAUGAUGUACACGACUUGUCUGACGGCGAAGGUGUUAUUAUGGAAACCGAAGAAGAUGGGGAGGAAGAUGGCGAAGACGAAUAUUCGGAUGAUGACGACAUGAGUUGGAAAGUUCGUCGAGCUGCUGCUAAGUGUCUCGAAGCUGUCGUAUCCAGUAGAAGAGAGCUUUUACCUGACCUCUAUAAAAUAGUAUCACCGGCUCUUAUAGCUAGAUUUAAAGAACGUGAAGAAAACGUAAAAUCUGACAUCUUCCAUGCCUACAUUGCACUGUUGCGACAAACUAGGCCAGCUACUGGUGUUCCGCUUGAUCCUGACUCAAUGGAAGAUGAAGAGGGACCUAUCUCAUUGUUGCAGCAGCAAGUCCCGCUUAUAGUUAAAGCGGUACAUCGUCAAAUGAAAGAAAAAAGCAUCAAGACCCGACAAGACUGUUUUUCCCUUCUGAAGGAACUAGUUCUCGUACUGCCAGGUGCAUUGACCAACCAUAUCCCUGCACUGAUCCCUGGAAUUCAGUACUCCCUGGGAGAUAAAAAUUCAUCGUCGAAUAUGAAGAUUGAUACCUUGGCAUUCGUACAUACUUUAAUCGUAACCCAUCAUCCGGAAGCUUUCCAUGCUCACAUGUCAGUGUUGGCUCCACCAGUGAUAGCUGCUGUCGGAGACCCCUUUUACAAAAUUACAGCCGAAGCCCUUCUCGUCUUGCAACAACUUGUGCAGGUUAUCAGACCUCAUGAUAAACCUUGCAGCUUCGAUUUCACAUCGCUCUCUGGAGAAAUUUAUCGAUCCACUUUAAUGAGGCUGCGAUCUGCAGAUAUAGAUCAGGAGGUGAAAGAACGGGCUAUUGCUUGCAUGGGGCAGAUUCUUGCCCACCUUGGUGAUACUUUAUACGACGAACUGCCCGUGUGUCUUCCAAUUUUCCUCGAUCGACUUCGCAAUGAGAUCACUCGACUGACGACAGUUAAGGCUUUGACUUACAUCGCUGCAUCCCCUCUGAGAGUGGACCUCAAGCCUAUCAUGGAGGAGGCGAUUCCGGUACUUGGCUCAUUCUUGAGGAAGAAUCAACGAGCUCUGAAACUCUCGUCUCUCACGCUUCUGGACACUUUGGUUCGCAAUUACAGCUCCGCGUUACAUGCAGAGCUGCUCGACAAGGUCACCGCGGAGUUACCUCCUUUAUUGAACGAGGCCGAUCUGCAUAUUGCUCAGCUAACUCUUACCCUAUUAACUACGAUUGCAAAGUUACAUCCUGUCGCGUUGACGAGAGUCUCUGACAAUAUUCUACCGGAGAUAUUGGUCUUGGUGAAAUCUGCACUGUUGCAAGGUGCUGCGCUGAACUCCAUGCUGGAAUUCUUUCAAGCUUUGGUCCAGGCUGAUAUUCCAGGUCUGGGGUAUCGAGAACUUCUUUCGAUGCUGGUGGCACCGGUUGCUCAGUCCGUACUUCACAAACAGGCAUAUCAUUCAUUGGCAAAGUGUGCUGCAGCCCUGACGAUCACUUGGCACCAGGAGGCUCAGUGCGUGGUAGAACAGUUCCUGAAAGACGUUCAAAAUCCGCAAAACGACGCACAGCACAUUUUUGCUCUGCUUGUUAUCGGAGAAAUCGGCCGACAUGUAGAUCUGAGUGGCAUUAAUUUGUUGAAACACGUAAUCUUGUCCUCGUUCUCAUCCCAAUCGGAAGAAGUUAAAUCUGCUGCUAGCUACACCUUGGGAAACGUAGCGGUAGGAAAUCUGUCAGUGUAUCUUCCUUUCAUCCUGAUAGAGAUCGAGGCACAGCCAAAGCGCCAAUAUCUUCUUCUUCAUUCGCUGAAAGAAGUCAUCACGUGUCAGUCGGCCAGUCCGUCUGGAGUGUCGCAUUUACAGAACUUCGUGCCUGCUAUUUGGAUGCUGUUGUACAGGCACUGCGAGUGCACGGAAGAGGGAACCCGCAACGUAGUAGCCGAGUGCCUCGGGAAAUUGACGUUAAUUGAUCCUGCAACUCUGUUACCAAGGUUGCAAGAGUCCUUAAAAUCACCCUCCGCCCUUAUGAGAACCACGACUGUUACAGCUGUUAAGUUUACGAUUUCGGACCAGCCUCAGCAAAUCGAUGCGAUGCUGAAGCAGUGCAUGGGAAGUUUCUUGGUCGCCUUGGAAGAUCCUGACUUAAACGUCAGAAGGGUAGCUCUGGUAGCGUUUAACUCCGCAGCACAUAACAAGCCUAUGCUCAUACGUGACCUUCUAGACUCCGUACUACCUCAUCUCUAUACCGAAACGGUGGUCAAGAAAGAAUUGAUUAGGGAAGUGGAAAUGGGCCCAUUCAAGCAUACUGUGGACGAUGGGCUGGACUUAAGAAAGGCGGCCUUCGAAUGCAUGUAUACCUUGUUGGACUCUUGUCUCGACCGACUGGAUGUCUUCGAAUUCUUGAACCAUGUGGAAACAGGCUUAAAGGAUCACUAUGAUAUCAAAAUGCUUACUUAUCUUAUGACUGCCCGGCUAGCGCAAUUAUGCCCCACCGCUGUCUUACAGAGGUUAGAAAGGCUGGUGGAACCGCUGAAGAGUACUUGCACCAUGAAGGUGAAGGCUAAUUCCGUCAAACAGGAAUAUGAAAAACAAGACGAACUCAAGCGUUCCGCUCUGAGGGCCGUUGCAGCGUUGUUAAAAAUCCCCGACGCUGAUAAAAACCCUACCUUGAGUGAGUUCGUAACGCAGAUCAAGGCGACCUCAGACUUACAGCCUCUCUUCGAGUUGAUACAGAAGGAUUGCUCCGGUAGCAAUAUGAACGAAACCAACAUAAUGGAUCAAAGCUAAAGAUUAACGACUUAAUUUCCUUUUCUUUUUUUUUUUCCCCCUUUCUUUUGUAACUUAUAGAUCGCCAUCGAUUUAGUACUCGUGGUCAUGCUAUUAAUAGUUUAUUUGUAUACGUUAUUUUUUAAAUAUUCUUCCCGAAUUAAAAGGUAGUUCGAAUGAAUGUGAUUUUAUGUAGCACAUACCGUGUAUAAACUUAAAAAUAAAUCUACCGGACAGUGAUGGCCUUCUCGUGGAA
Messenger RNA from Orussus abietinus, 4483 nucleotides. It is a transcript of the gene Cand1, whose product is annotated as cullin-associated NEDD8-dissociated protein 1. The record is from RefSeq and is a predicted model, not a curated record. The transcript has 17 exons. Lineage: Eukaryota; Metazoa; Arthropoda; Insecta; Hymenoptera; Orussidae. The coding region runs from base 541 to 4248 and encodes 1235 amino acids. Gene Ontology annotation, biological process: SCF complex assembly; protein ubiquitination. Gene Ontology annotation, cellular component: nucleus.